AUGAGAUUGUUGCCACUGAGCCGCGAUGGCUAUGGCCCAUGUUCUGCGAUUUUAACCAUUAGCAACGCAUCCUGUGAGAAGCAUAACAAUUCAAGACUUGGGCUACGGUCUCAAAUUUCCAAACCUCCUCCGGAACCAAAAUGGCAAAGCUCUCGUGCCUCGAAUUUCAUCAAGUCUUCAUGUAGUACCACUAAAUACCCAGCCCUUUGCAUCCAGUCUCUGGCCGCGUUCGCCCCUUCCAUCCAGCAGAGCCCGCGGCAACUGGCUCAGACAGCCCUGUCGGUGAGCCUGGACAGGGCGAGGGCCACACAGGCAUUCGUCUCCAAGAUGAAGAAAUUCAAGGGGCUUAAGAAGAGGGAAUACGAAGCAAUCAAUGAUUGCAGUGAAGAGAUGAAUGAAGGCGUGGACAGGCUGAGCAAAUCUGUGAAAGAGCUGAAGCACAUGGGGCAAGCCAAUGGUCAAGAUUUCUUGUGGCACAUCAGCAACGUGGAGACGUGGGUUAGUGCUGCACUGACAGAUGAGAACACUUGCUUUGAUGGGUUUGCAGGGAAGGGUUUGGAUGGUAAGGUUAAGGCCUCCAUUAGAGGUCGUGUGAUCAAUGUUGCUCAGGUCACCAGCAAUGCUUUGUCUUUGGUUAACCAGUUUGCAUCCAAGCAGUAAAGUUGGGAAAGAGUAAAAGUUGGUCCAGCAGUGUCAGUUUUGUCAUGUGGUUUGGCCUUGAAUCCCGUUUUCAAAUGUAACAAUAUGAAAUAUGAAUGAAGUUUUUCUUAGCAAAAGCAUUGGUUUCU
Molecule: messenger RNA, 788 nt
Organism: Hibiscus syriacus
Lineage: Eukaryota; Viridiplantae; Streptophyta; Magnoliopsida; Malvales; Malvaceae
Product: 21 kDa protein-like
Exons: 2
Coding region: 1-660 (219 amino acids)
Biological process (GO): negative regulation of catalytic activity
Molecular function (GO): enzyme inhibitor activity
Source: RefSeq, a predicted model, not a curated record